CACCCUGACCAUCCUUCUUCCUUACAAUCUCUCCUCCCAUCCUCUUCUCCCCCUCUAGACUCCUCUUGCAUUUUCUCUGGUUGAUAGAGUCUUUGCACAUUCCUUCUUCCCUCUGUUAGACGCCGCAUAGAGCGAAAGACCGGCGUGGGAAGCGCAGUCUUCGUGGGCACCCCUUUCAGCCGACAUAGACCGCCUUUUUUUCACAUUCCUGAAAUUUUCCACCCACAAAAACACCAGAGUCGAAAUUUCCAUCCCUUUUCCAACUCUCCCGAGUUUCCUCUAGACAUGCCCUCUGUCGACACCAUGUCUGCCACCCCUACUUCCUCGUCAAAAGAGACGAAGCAGUCGAUCGCCACCCUGGAGCAGUUGCUGCAUCAGCUGUCCAUCUCCAAGUCCCAAGAUGAGGCAAACGGCGCCGCUGGCAACGUUGCCACAUUCUUGAACGGCCCCAUCGAAGAGCACGAUGUGCCUCUCAAGGCUGUCGAGAUCUUGAAGAAGCAGCUCGCCAACAAGAAGGAUGCCGUGGUGCGAGAACGUGCUCUGGAUGGCAUCCGAGCCGUCGCGUCUCACUCCACCAUUGCCCCCGGUGCUGAGCCCUACCUGAUCUCUCUCCUGCCGCUGGCUCUGGCUGCGGUUGGUGACAAGAUGGUUUCCGUCAAGAACGCUGCGCAGGCCGCAUCUCUUGCCAUUGUUAAAGCCAUCAACCCCAACGCCGUCAAGGUCGCCCUCCCUCACAUCCGAAACUCCAUCAUCACGGCUCAGAAAUGGCCCGAGAAGAUGACCGGUCUCGACUGCAUCGAGGCCCUUGUCGAAACCGCUCCCACCCAGCUCUCGUUCCUCGUUCCUACCCUCAUUCCGAUCGUUUCCGAGUCAAUGUGGGAUACCAAGCCCGAAGUCAAGAAGAAGGCCUACGGCACAAUGGAGAAGAUCUGCAAAUUGAUCGAAAACAAGGAUAUCGAGAAGUUCAUUCCCGAGCUCAUCAAGUGUAUCGCUAAACCUGAGAACGUCCCCGAGACCGUUCACUUGCUUGGUGCCACCACUUUCGUCACCGAUGUCCACGAGCCGACUUUGGCCAUCAUGGUCCCUCUGCUGGAACGUGGCCUGGCCGAGCGAGACACUGCCAUCAAGCGGAAGUCUGCAGUCAUUGUGGACAACAUGUGCAAACUGGUCGAAGACCCUCAAAUCGUUGCAGCUUUCUUGCCCAAAUUGAUGCCUGCGCUCACGAAGAACUACGAGAACAUGGCCGAUCCCGAGGCGCGUGAGAAGACCAAGCAGGGCUUGGACACCCUCAAGCGAGUCGGUGCAGUUAAGGAAGACGGCUCUUUCCCCAAGAUCUCCAACGCUGGCGAAAUCGCGACUGUUGUGCCGAUCUUGAAGGAAAUCAUCGAGCAAAAGCACAAGGGCGCGGUUGCCAAGGCCGACACUGUCAUUAACUACGUUGCCGCCAUCGCUGGCCAAUUGAUCGAUGAGAAGAUCACCGAUGAGCCGGACUGGGUUUCUAACACCGUCGAAUAUCUCAAGACCAUCGUUGGCGAAACUGACGCGAAAGCUGUUGCCGAGACUCUUCGCAAGCGUGCUUCCCCUGGUAUCGAGGACGAACCCGAAGCCGAGCCAGAUGAGGAGGAGGGUGAGGAUCUUUGCAACUGCACAUUCAACUUGGCCUACGGUGCUAAAAUUCUUCUCAACCAAACAACGCUCCGCCUCAAGCGUGGCCAGCGCUAUGGUCUGCUCGGCCCCAACGGUUCCGGCAAAUCCACUCUCAUGCGAGCCAUCAACAACGAGCAGGUUGAGGGUUUCCCCAAGCAGUCUGAGGUCAAGACCGUUUUCGUUGAGCACGAUCUGGAUGCUGCUGAUACUGAACUCACCGUCAUUGGCUGGACCGAGAUGAAGUUGAGAUCUGUCGGUAUUGAUACCCCUGUGGAUGAGAUCAAGGCCAAGCUCCUUGAGUUCGGUUUCCUCGAAUCUCAGAUGGAAGGCCCCAUUACCUCGCUCUCCGGUGGCUGGAAGAUGAAGCUGGCUCUUGCCCGCGCUGUGUUCGAAAACCCCGAUAUUCUCCUGCUCGAUGAGCCUACCAACCAUUUGGACGUGAAGAACGUCGCCUGGCUCGAGAACUACCUGAUCAACUCUCCUUGCACUUCCAUCAUUGUCUCCCACGAUUCCAAAUUCCUGAACAACGUCAUUCAGCACGUCAUCCACUACGAGCGCUUCAAGCUGCGCAGAUACCGUGGCAAUUUGACCGAGUUCGCCAAGCGAGUACCGUCUGCUCGCUCUUACUUCGAGCUCGGUGCUUCUGAGUUGUCAUUCAAGUUCCCAGAACCUGGUUUCCUUGAAGGUGUCAAGACGAAGGCGAAGGCCAUCGUCCGUGUCAACAAGAUGGCAUUCCAAUACCCAGGCACCGACAAGCCCCAGAUUCAGGACAUCACUUUCCAGGUAUCUCUCGGCUCUCGUAUCGCCGUCAUUGGCCCCAACGGCGCUGGCAAGUCUACCCUGGUCAAUGUGCUCACUGGUGAAUUGAUCCCCACAUCUGGUGAGCUCUACCAGCACGAGAAUAUCCGUAUUGCCUACAUCAAACAGCACGCAUUCGCUCACAUUGAUAACCAUUUGGACAAGACGCCAUCCGAGUACAUCCAAUGGCGAUUCCAGACUGGCGAGGACCGUGAAACCAUGGAUCGCGCAAACAAGAUUGUCACUGAAGAUGACGAGAAGGCUAUGGACAAGAUUUACAAGAUUGAUGGUACUCAACGACGCGUCAUUGGCAUCCACGCCCGGAGAAAGUUCAAGAACUCGUACGAGUACGAGUGUUCGUUCGCUCUUGGCGAGAACGUUGGCCAGAAGAACGAGAAAUGGACUCCCAUGAUGACUGCUGACAACGCCUGGAUUCCUCGCUCUGAAAUCCUGGCAUCUCACCAGAAGAUGGUCGCCGAGGUCGAUCAGAAGGAAGCCCUGGCCAGCGGUCAGUUCCGACCCCUGAUCCGACGUGAGAUUGAAGCACACGGUGCCAACUUCGGUCUCGAUGCUGAAUUGAUCUCCCACUCCCGCAUGCGUGGUCUGUCUGGUGGUCAGCGUGUCAAGGUCGUUCUUGCCGCUUGCACGUGGCAACGCCCUCAUUUGAUCGUUUUGGACGAACCCACCAACUACCUUGACCGUGAUUCGUUGGGUGCUCUUUCCAAGGCUCUGAAGGAGUUCGAGGGUGGUGUCGUCAUCAUUUCCCACAACGCCGAGUUCACCGAGUCUCUGACUGAAGAGGUCUGGAGUGUCAUGAACGGCAGAAUGACCCCCAGCGGACACAACUGGAUUCAAGGGCAAGGCUCUGGUCCUCGUUUGUCCGCGAAGGAUGACGACGAAGAGGAGAAAUUCGAUGCUAUGGGCAACAAGAUCGAAGGCAACAAGAAAGCGAAGAAGCUGACUUCGUCUGAGCUGAGAAAGAAGAAGAAGGAACGUAUGGCCCGGAGAAAGCGUGGCGAAGAAGUCUUCUCGGAUGAGGACGACUAGAUGUUGACACGACUACCUUUCGAUGAUUUUACGGCUCAAGGUGCAUUGGGAGGCAUUGAAACGAAUAAUGGUUGUCUAGAAAAGGAGUGCCUGGAGUUCUUGAGGGCAUGCAAAACAAAUCCGCUUGGAGAGGGCCAUAGAGAAAGAUUUCUUGAUACCCUCUUGAUAGAGCAUAGACAAGAUAGAGCACUGAAGACUUCAGUCAGUCUUAAUCGAUUAACUUGUCAUAUUCAUAA
Molecule: messenger RNA, 3728 nt
Organism: Cladophialophora immunda
Lineage: Eukaryota; Fungi; Ascomycota; Eurotiomycetes; Chaetothyriales; Herpotrichiellaceae
Exons: 3
Coding region: 286-3492 (1068 amino acids)
Molecular function (GO): translation elongation factor activity; ATP hydrolysis activity; ATP binding
Source: RefSeq, a predicted model, not a curated record